UCUUAAUGUGUGUAAACUUUCUGAAUGCAUGAUUUAAGUUAGUUUUUCUCUUUUGUAGCAGAAAUGUAGACACUAAUGUAUGUUUAGUAUCCCCCCGGUGUGCUGCGCGCCGUUUGUGUCCAUUUAGGAAUUGUGGAUUUUGUAGUGGAGUUCUACAGAUGGAACGUUUUCAGGAGUUUUGAAUAGUGCUUUAUUUCUUUCAAAAUAAGAAAUGUUAAUAUGCCUUUUUAUAGCUUAUAUUUAAAAGACCAGACCAGGUUAUAUUUAUACAUCCCAAACAUAAUAAUUAAAACUUGAAUACUGCGUGUUGAAAAUUAAUUUAGGUGUGUGUACGUGUGUGACUGGUGAUACUAUUUAAAGUCUACGAUGAAAUUGCCACAUAAAGUUCUUUGUAAACAAACAGUGAGUACACAAUGCUAGACAAUGUCAAAAUACUGUAUCCCAUUACUUUUGGUAUUGUAGGCUAUUUGAAUUAAAGUAUACAUUUUUAAAAGUUCACACAGUACUUUUCCUCAUUAAAAAAAGUUUUACAUCUAAAGAAAUGAAUCAUAGGUUUGAAACAUACAGUGGCGAGAAAAAGUAUGUGAACCCUUUAGAAUUACAUGCAUUUUUGUAUAAAUUUGUCUUAAAAUCUGGUUUCAAGUUACAAUAAUAACCAAACAAUCUGUUUUAACUAAUAACACAUAAAUUAUUGUAUUGUUCUUGUACGUAUUGAAUACAUAAUUCAAACAUUCACAGAGUAUGUUGGAAAAGUGUGUGAACCCCUUUGCUAAUGAUGUCAGCAAAAGCUAAUUAGAGUAAGGAGUUGGCAAUCCUGGCAUCCAAUUAAUGAAUCGAGAUUGGAGGUGUAGGUUAGAGCUACUUCGACUUAUAAAAAGCACUCAAACGUCUUGAGUUUGCUAUUCACAAGAAGCAUCUGCUGACGUUGACCGUGCCUUGCAAAAAAGAGAUCUCAGAAGACCUAGGAUCAAGAAUUGUUGCUUUGCAUAAAGCUGGAGAGGGUAACAAAGUUAUUUCGAAGAGCUUAGAUAUUCAUCUGUCCACAGUUGGACAAAUUGUCUAUGAAUGGAGAUGAUUUAGUACUAUGGCUAGUACUCUUCGUAGAAGAGGCCGUCCAGCCAAGAUGACUCAAAGGGCACAUCGCAGAAUGCUCAAUGGGGUAAAACAGAACCCUAGAGUGACAGCUAAAGACUUAAAGGAAUCAUUGGAACUGGUUAACAUGUCCGUUCAUAAGUCUACUAGACGAAAAACAUUAAACAGAGUAUAGCGGUGGUUGCCAGUUUGACCUCAGGGAUGGAGAUGGAGUUAGAUCCCGAGCUGGAGGAGGAGUUUGGGGUGUCUUUAGAUGAGUUGCGCAAGUGGAUUGAGGAGCAGGUGGACGGCAGUGAUGCUGUGCUGCAGAGGAAAGCUCAGCUGGCACAGCUGCAGGACUGGGUUGAGCAGAGGGAGAAAGAGGUCACCGAUAUGGACGCUCUCUGCUCCAAUGCCUCCGAGUCCGUGGGUCAGUGUGAGGCUCUGGUGAAGGAGGUAUACAGUAACAUGGGUCUAGUGUACCACGAGAGCAGCUCGGAGGAUGAGGAAGGAGGCCGGGCAAAAACUUCUGAGGUCAUUGAGAUUGAUGACGACGAUGAUGACGAUGAUGUCAUUGCAGUUGGUUGUGUGGUUCCUCCCAAGAAAAUUAUAACACCAGCCAAAGACCCAAAGUUAAUGGAAGCUUCAGCUGCCAUUCAGAGAACAUCUCAGCAGGUGCAGAACCUGGUGCAGACUGUCAACAAAACCCCAUCGGCUCUCACCACACCCACUAAGGCAGUACCCCCUCCCACGCAAGCACAUAGUGCUCUGACUGUUCCAGCAGUGUUUAUGUCCUCAGCCCCAAAGAACACGCCCACUCAACCAAACCCCAAUCUCAAACAGGAUAGCAUGAAGAUAGACAUGACUCUUUUGGGUAAAAAACGAACUAAGACAUGGCACCGUGGAACACUUAUUGCCAUCAAACAAAUGGGGAGCAAUUUUAAGUACAAGGUGAAGUUUGAGAAUAAGGGGAAGAGUCUUCUGUCUGGGAACCAUGUGGCAUUUGACUAUCACCCAACACUGGAGAGACUGUAUGUUGGUGCCCGUGUUGUUGCGAAGUACAAGGAUGGCAACCAAGUCUGGCUCUAUGCAGGCGUAGUUGCUGAGAUGCCCAACAGCAAGAACCGCAUGAGGUUCCUGAUCUUUUUCGAUGAUGGUUAUGCCUCGUAUGUGGGCCUGCCUGAGCUCUACCCUAUCUGCAGACCACUGAAAAAGUCUUGGGAAGAUAUUGAGGAUCAAUCAUGCAGAGAUUUCAUUGAAGAGUACAUCACAUCAUACCCCAACAGACCCAUGGUGUUGCUAAAGCCUGGGCAAAUUAUAAAGACAGAAUGGGAAGGGACGUGGUGGAAAAGCCGUGUGGAAGAAGUGGAUGGCAGUCUUGUCAAAAUGCUCUUCCUGGAUGAUAAGCGCAGUGAGUGGAUCUAUCGUGGCUCUACAAGACUGGAGCCUAUGUUUAAUCUGAAAAUGAACACCGCAAACAGUCAAGAGAAGAAGAUGGCUGGACAACAAAGACAGCGCCCUAAUAUGGGAGCGUUAAGGACUAAAGGCCCUGUUGUACAGUACACUAGUGACAACAGUUCUUCCACUCCCAAUCGACCUAUAGUCCCACAGCUCCCACCGCCUCGGACACUACCUGCCGGACCUCCACAACCUUCCCGCACAGAGAGUCCUGGCUUUAAGAGUCAAAUGGCUAAGAAGAGCACUGGUGCAGUUGUAUUGCAACCUCGCCAGGGCAUUACCUCUGACCUCCAGCCCAAAGCACUAAUCAGCACUGUUCCCCAUACCAAUACCUCCAGGCUCUUUCUUCUGCAGUCCGGCCCUGUGCAUACACUGACACCAAUCACUCAAGUCCAGCAUUCUGUGCAGUCAACAGUGUCAACAUACUCAAGUGAGCGUAUUCCUCAGGAGCCGUCAUACCAGGCUCCAAAUGAUCGACUGUUCUACCUUACACACUCCUGUACCCCAGACUGUAUGAAGCGAAUCCGGCCCACUCGACCAAACCUUCACAGAGGACGCAACCCCCUUCUUACACCUUUGCUCUAUGAGUUUCGCCGCAUGACUGGACGUAGACGCCUUAACCGCAAGAUGUCAUUCCAUGUCAUCUACAAGUCCCCAUGUGGCUUGAGUCUGAGGAAUAUGUCAGAGAUCCAGCGCUACCUAUUCCAGACACACUGUGACUUCAUCUUCUUGGAGAUGUUCUGUCUGGACCCCUACGUGCUGGUGGACCGCCGAUUCCAACCUCAGAGGCCCUUCUACUUCAUUCGGGACAUCACAGGUGGCCGUGAGGACAUCCCCCUGUCCUGUGUGAAUGAGAUUGACAGCACUCCUCCACCCAAUGUGGCUUACAGUAAAGAGAGGAUCCCAGCAGAUGGAGUCUUCAUUAACACAAGCUCAGACUUCCUGGUGGGCUGUGACUGCACUGAUGGCUGCAGAGACAAAUCAAAGUGUUCAUGCCAUCAGUUAACUCUACAGGCUACAGGGUGUACUCCAGGAGGACAGAUCAACACCAACGCUGGAUACCAUCAAAAGAGGCUGGACGAGUGCCUCCCUACAGGGAUCUAUGAAUGUAACAAGCGGUGUCGCUGUAAUCCUCAGAUGUGUACUAACCGUCUGGUUCAGCAUGGUUUGCAGGUCCGGCUGCAGCUUUUUAAGACCCAGAAUAAGGGCUGGGGCAUCCGUUGCCUUGACGACAUUGCCAAGGGCUCCUUUGUUUGUAUUUAUGCAGGUAAAAUCCUGACUGAUGACUUUGCUGACAAGGAAGGUCUGGAGAUGGGUGAUGAAUAUUUUGCCAAUCUAGACCACAUUGAGAGUGUGGAGAACUUUAAGGAAGGAUAUGAGAGUGAGGCUCACUGCUCUGACAGUGAGGGCAGUGGAGUAGACAUGAGUAGGGUUAAACUUCCAGCUUCAUCCCGCCACGGCAAACCCACCAUCAAGACGGAGGAGCGUAACAGCAGCACUACAGGCAAAAGCCAAGACGAUUCAUCUGAAGACAGUGACGAUGACAAAGACGAUGACUCUAAUGAGGACGAGAGUGACAGCUCCGAUGACACAUUUGUGAAAGACACUUACUACUCUUCCAGCUCAGUGUGGAGGAGCUACACCACCCGCAGACAGGCCAAAGGAAUGAAGGAGGAGAGCCAGGACAGUAAAGAUGGACUGAGCGUGUCAGCAGGAGAGGAGAGGAAACCACCUCCCAUGCCAGAGGAGACUGGGAAGAGUAAAGUGGCAUCUUGGCUCACCAGUCAGUCCCCCAGCUCUGGCAAUCAGAGUGUCAAAAUGGAGGGAGGAGUGAAGGUAGAGAAGAAGGAUGUGAUGACCCUCUCUGACAGUGAUGAUGUGCAAACUAUCAGUUCAGGCUCAGAUGACAACAAGGAGAGAGCAAAAAAGACUCAAGCUGUGGUAAAGAGGCAGGUGGCAGUGAAGUCCACACGUGGUAUUGCUUUGAAGUCCUCCCACAGUAUGAUGGUGAAAUCAGGGGGAGCAGGUGCAGGAGGUGGGUCAGGCCCAUCUCAUGGGCAUGGCGGGGGAGACAUUGGUCCUAAGAACACCCGUCAGUUUUUUGAUGGGGAGGAAUCUUGUUACAUUAUUGAUGCCAAACUGGAGGGCAACCUUGGACGCUACCUCAAUCAUAGCUGUAGCCCUAAUCUGUUUGUCCAGAAUGUGUUUGUGGACACUCAUGAUCUGCGGUUCCCCUGGGUGGCCUUCUUCGCUAGCAAGCGAAUCCGGGCAGGGACGGAGCUGACAUGGGAUUAUAACUAUGAAGUUGGCAGUGUGGAAGGCAAGGAGCUUCUGUGCUGCUGUGGAUCAACAGAAUGCAGAGGACGACUGCUCUAACACACACACACACAAACAGUACCCCUGUUUUUAGAUGCCUUAGUGAAAACUUGCUUAGAGCUCAUGAAAGCUGGUAGUGCUGAUGAGAAUUGAGAUGACACUGAAUGAAGAGGCAUUUGUUUAGAACUCAUUAAAACUGUAAAAAGUACAUGAUCAUGUGCCCUCAACUGUGCUCUUCGGUUAAAGUCCAAAAUAAGAAUAUGGCAUUUAUCUAUCCAGCUAUGGUUUACAAAAUUCUUCCACCACACACCUGUUUCUUUUAACAUACAUCUGUCAAUUUUAUCUCCCUGAUUUAUUGCUUAGUCAUACUUUCCCUUCUCUUUUAUAAAAUACAUUGUUUUGAUGAUGAGGAUACUUUUUUAAACUCCUAGUUUUGUGUUUUUGUCUUAGUGUGCUACUGUUAAGAUGUGCAGUUGUUGGUCAACAAGUUUAUGAACACAGACGAAAUUGUACUUUUGUCUCAAUUUGAAUAAAAGUUCUCAAUAUAAAGACCAAAAA
Myxocyprinus asiaticus (Chinese sucker) is the source of this 5403-nucleotide messenger RNA. Its product is annotated as histone-lysine N-methyltransferase SETDB1-B. Gene Ontology annotation, molecular function: zinc ion binding; DNA binding; protein binding. The transcript is spliced from 22 exons. The record is from RefSeq and is a predicted model, not a curated record. Gene Ontology annotation, cellular component: nucleus. NCBI's taxonomy places the organism in Eukaryota, Metazoa, Chordata, Actinopteri, Cypriniformes, Catostomidae. The coding region runs from base 1294 to 4905 and encodes 1203 amino acids. Gene Ontology annotation, biological process: heterochromatin organization; negative regulation of gene expression.